Molecule: messenger RNA, 1734 nt
Organism: Jatropha curcas
Lineage: Eukaryota; Viridiplantae; Streptophyta; Magnoliopsida; Malpighiales; Euphorbiaceae
Product: cysteine synthase
Molecular function (GO): cysteine synthase activity
Source: RefSeq, a predicted model, not a curated record
UUCAUAAUCUCUGUCUCUCUCUCUCCUCUCUCUCUCUAUAUGUAUAUAUAUCUGUCUGUCUGUCUGCUUUGUAGGCAGAGAUUUCUCUGAUACAUAAAUUCUUGCUGCCCUUUUUUAAGUAUCUACACAGUUGGACUGCCGCUACUGCUAUUUCUGCAAUGAUAACUGUACUAAUACUGUAUAUUUUUGCCUUUUUUUCAUUCUUGAUAAUGAAUUUUUUACUGGGUUUUUGACGUUCUGGGAAACUGAUUAAUAUUUAUUUUUUAUUUUAUUAUUAUUACUUCUUAUGCUAUUGCCCUGUUCUGCUAUUUUUGCCAACAAAUACAUUAGAUUAUAUUUAAUCUGCUUUGAUGACUCCAUGCAUGAAUCGGAGAUUUGUAAUCUAUGCCAUAGGAAACCCAGAAAGCUCGUUUUAUUAUUUUUUUGCAUAGAAUUGCACUCUUUCUCUCUCUCUCUCUCUCUCUCUCUCUCCUCCCAAUGCUUACCUACUUGCAGAGUAUCUAGAAAGAUAUGGAGGAGUAUUGUGGUAUCAAGAAAGACAUCACCCAGGUAUACUUUCCUUCUUAUUUUCAUGGUUCCUGUUGUUAUCUUAAAUAAUGUACCUCUGCUUAUAACUUGUGAGUCAUCUUCUUCUUCCUUUUCAUUGGGACUUGAUGGAGUUAAUCGGUAACACUCCUAUGGUAUAUCUCAAUAAGAUCGUGGAUGGUUGUGUGGCUACCAUUGCUGCCAAGCUUGAAAUGAUGGAACCCACUUCUAGUGUUAAAGACAGAAUUGCGUACAGCAUGAUCAAAGAUGCAGAAGAUAAGGGAUUGAUUACUCCAAGGAAGACCAUCCUCAUUGAACCUACCAGUGGUAACACAGGCAUUGGAUUGGCUGCGAUUGCUGCAGUGAAGGGUUACAAAAUUAUACUCAUAAUGCCUGCUUCAUAUAGUCUUGAAAGAAGAAUCGUGUUGCGUGCUCUUGGAGCUGAGGUUUGCCUUACUGAUCCAACCAAGGGCUUUGCUGGAGUAGUCGAGAAGUGUGAGGAGAUACUAAGUAAGACACCUAAUGGGUAUAUGCUUAGGCAAUUUGAUAAUCCUGCGAAUCCACAGAUUCAUUAUGAAACCACUGGACCAGAAAUAUGGAGAGACUCAAGAGGGAAAGUUGAUGCCCUGGUUGCAGGGAUUGGAACCGGUGGAACCGUGACUGGAGCUGGGAAAUUCCUCAAGGAGAAAAACACAGAGAUCAAGGUGUAUGGUGUAGAACCGGCUGAAAGUGCAGUCUUAAAUGGAGGAAAUCCUGGUCCACAUCUGAUCCAGGGUAUUGGUGCUGGUAUAAUCCCUAGUGUUUUGGAUGUUGACUUGCUAGAUGAAGUUCUUCAAGUAUCAAGUGAAGAAGCUAUUGAAACUGCUAAGCUUCUUGCGUUGAAAGAAGGUUUACUGGUUGGUAUAUCUUCUGGAGCUGCAGCAGCAGCUGCAAUUAAGUUGGCAAAGCGGCCUGAAAGCACUGGGAAACUCUUUGUUGUGAUAUUACCUAGUUUGGGGGAGCGUUACCUAUCUACAAAGCUUUUCGAUUCAGUUAGGCAUGAAGUGGAAAACUUGACUUUUGUUUGAGAUAUUACUUAUUUGCUUCAAUUGGGAAAUAAUUCACAAAGUUUCAAUUUUUUCUUUUUGUUCUUCAUGUUCCAUUUCCUAAAGAUUGUAACUCAUGUACUACUCCCAUGUACUUCAAUAUCAGGUUUUUUUUUUUUUUUUU